CUUUCCCUCCUGCGAUGUUGCGUGCUAGGAGCUCUGCGACGUCGGCCGUCACGUCUUUCCUUCUUUUUUUACUUUUCUUUCCGUCGUUGAUUGAGUCGACAUGCUUCAAUCCGAACGGCACCACGUCGACCGACCUUCCCUGUGACCCCAACAACGAUUCCGUUUGCUGCUCCGAGGGCUUCUACUGCCUCAGCAAUGGGCUUUGCCAAGACCCGAGAUACACAAACCCUUUACGGCUGCUACGAGGCGCUUGUAAUGAUAAAGGAUGGGGAAGCUGUCCGAGUUUCUGCAAGUCAGAAUACCCGGGAGGCGACGAAGCCGUAAACUACUGCGGCAACGGCAAAUACUGCUGUAGCUCGCAAAACUGCUGCGACGACCCGAACACCACCUUCCUCACCCUAGGCGAUCCCUCAGUCUACGCCACAGCGAUGCAAGGUGGCGACCCAAACAUCAAAACAACAGCAACCGCCCAACAACCCCAAUCCGCAACCGCCCAAGCAGCCUCCGCCUCCUCAAACCCCCCCAAUCCGGCGCAACUCUCCGCUUCCAGCCCUACCUCCCCAGCCUCAAAUCCCUCCAACACCGACUCCGCGGCGGCAAACCCGACCGCCUCUCCCCAAACGACCCCUAAAUCCUCCGCUUCCGCCUCCUACACCGGCCCCUUCCUCGCCACAAUCACCCUCGCCGGCACCACUAUAACCACCACCCUCUCCACACCCCCAUCCUCCUCCGCCCCCUCCACAAGCCCCUCCACCUCCACCCACACAUACACGACCGCCAUCGCCGUCGGCGCCAGCAUCGGCGGCACCGCGCUCCUCCUCGGCCUCCUCGGCCUCGGCGUCUUCCUGCGCAGGCGCGCGCGUGCGCGUAAAGGGCGCGCGCUCGUGGAGAUGGAUAGCGGGGGCGCGCGGAAUGAGUUUGAGGGGUCUGAGGGCGUGUGGGCGUGGAUGAGGGGGAAGAGGGGGGACGAGAAGGAGAUUGGCGGCGCGCCGGUGUUUGAGAUGAAGGAGAGGGAAGGGGAGGGGAGGCAGGGGAGGGGAGGAGAGAAAGAGAAGGGCAAGGAGAGUGGCCGGUUGAUCGGAAGGCUGGAUAGCCAUUAA
Mytilinidion resinicola is the source of this 1100-nucleotide messenger RNA. RefSeq lists its product as uncharacterized. Bases 15 to 1100 code for a protein of 361 amino acids. The record is from RefSeq and is a predicted model, not a curated record. Lineage: Eukaryota; Fungi; Ascomycota; Dothideomycetes; Mytilinidiales; Mytilinidiaceae. The transcript is spliced from 3 exons.